AUGGUGGCUUCUUCGGCUGCUACCACCAAAUUCAGCUUCCAUGUUGGCCCGACUGCCCUCCAAGUCAUCUCCACCGCUGCCUCCCUUCAGCUUGGCAGCUUACUCCGCCGCCACAUCCUAUCAGGGUUUUUUCUUCCUUCCUCUUCUUCCUACUCCAAGAUCUCUCAUCUUGGUCAUUUGUAUCGCUUGAGAGAUGUGUGGCAUCAAAAGGCAAUUCCGUGUACAGGUUCCAGUGUGCUUAAGUGGUCUUGCAAUGCUAUCUCCGGCACCUUUAUGUCUAUGUCUAUCUUUGGUGGAGAUUCUGGUGAAGGAGAUAGUGAGGACUUGAGCCGCAUUGAAGAGCUAGCCUCACGGUUCUUCUCCAACGAUGGAACUUGGACCCAAACCUUGCUGAGGGCUAAUCUUGCAGUCUACGCAGGACAAAUUGCAACUAGAGGAAAGCUAACAGAUUGGGGUGCCAAGAUAAAUAGCUUAAUUUCUAAAGGGCAAAUCUGGAGGCUGGUCACACCUGCCUUUUUGCAUGCAAAUAUUUUACAUCUCAUGGACUUUAGCGGUUCCAGAAGAUUCCUAACUAUCUAUGUCACUUCUGCAAUCACAGGUUCUGUAAUGAGCUAUUGGCUUUUUAAAAACCCUUCAGUCGGUGCAUCUGGAGCAAUAUUUGGAUUAAUUGGAGCCUAUUCCGUCUUUCUAUUGAGGAACAAGGAAAUGAUUGCAGACGCGAGCAAAAUUGUGAGACUUGAGAAGCAUGUCUUUGUAUUUAUCUCAGCAUUUGGGUCUUUUGCGAAAGGCAUUGACAACUGGGCACAUAUUGGAGGCUUUCUAGGUGGAGUUGCAAGUUCAUGGCUUCUCGGUCCUGCUUACAAGCUUCGGCGCGUUUCUUUUCUGGGGAAAAAAGAAUUCAUAGACGAGCCUCCCAUUUCUGCCAUUGCUGAGCGAUACAAGAAAAGAGAUUAUUAG
Molecule: messenger RNA, 957 nt
Organism: Oldenlandia corymbosa var. corymbosa
Lineage: Eukaryota; Viridiplantae; Streptophyta; Magnoliopsida; Gentianales; Rubiaceae
Source: the annotation of a GenBank genome assembly